This is a messenger RNA of Olea europaea var. sylvestris, 975 nucleotides long. Its product is annotated as ATP synthase delta chain, chloroplastic. Lineage: Eukaryota; Viridiplantae; Streptophyta; Magnoliopsida; Lamiales; Oleaceae. Gene Ontology annotation, molecular function: proton-transporting ATP synthase activity, rotational mechanism. Gene Ontology annotation, biological process: proton motive force-driven ATP synthesis; photosynthetic electron transport in photosystem II; photosynthetic electron transport in photosystem I. Gene Ontology annotation, cellular component: chloroplast thylakoid membrane. The record is from RefSeq and is a predicted model, not a curated record. The transcript has a single exon. The coding region runs from base 117 to 869 and encodes 250 amino acids.
CCUCCAAUCUGCGUCGUCAGUUCUUAUCAAAAUCCCUCCUGCCUAUUCAUAAUAUCCAAAUUCCCUCCCUUUCACUCUCCCUUUCUAUCCUUCCUUCUUCCUCCACCGUGUUAGCAAUGGCCGCAGCCGCCGCUCUGCAACAAACCCCUAUUACCUUCCAGUCCCGAUCACCAUCCUCCACUCAACUCCGUUCCAGACCCAGUGUCAAAUUCUCCUUCUGUACUGGUGUCAAGUUCCCGAAACUCACAAUCAAGCCCCUCCUCCGUCGCAACCGCAGCGGAGGCGGUGCAUCUGGAGCCAGAAUGGCUGAAUCUGCCGCCGGAAGCUACGCCCUUGCCCUAUCUGAUGUCGCGAAAUCCAACAACACCCUCGAGCAAACCUCUGCCGACAUCGAAAAACUAGAGAAAUUCUUCUCCAAUCCAGAUGUCGUACAAUUCUUCACAAACCCCACCAUAGAUGAUGAAAAGAAGAUCGCAAUAGUCGACGAGAUCGCCGAAUCUUCAAGCCUGCAGCCCCAUGUCGUCAACUUCCUUAACAUUCUCGUUGACAUGAAAAGAAUUGAAUUGAUUAAGGAAAUUGUAAAGGAAUUUGAAGUUAUUUACAACAAAUUAACGGAUACUGAACUUGCAAUUGUCACUUCAGUGGUGAAUCUGGAGCCACAGCAUUUGUCCCAGAUCGCGAAAGAAGUGCAGAAAUUGACUGGCGCAAAGAAUGUGAGAAUCAAAAACGUAAUUGACCCUUCACUGGUGGCUGGAUUCACCAUAAGGUAUGGAAGUUCUGGGUCCAAAUUGAUUGACAUGAGUGUGAAGACGCAGCUUGAAGAAAUUGCUGCUCAGUUGGAGAUUGGGGAUAUUCAAUUAGCUGCUUGAUUUUCCUUUUGAUUUGAAAUUCUUGUGGGUAAUUUUGUUUGUGGAGGACAAAUUAAUGAUAUAGUAUGAUUUGGUUUUAUUAAACUUCAUUGGCCCUUCUUGGAUA